AUGUCGAUUGAUGAACCUUGGGUUGGAACCUGGAGACCCCACAAGCCAAGAGGGCCUAUAGCUGCUCUCUAUGGUAGCCCAGGGCCUAAAUACGCACUGCCUGCACUUAUAGGUAUUUCCCAACAUGACCCCACAAAAUUCAAAGCCCCAGUUUUCUCCUUCGGUGCACGGCACAAGGAAGCAAAUACAAACUGCUCCCCUGGACCGAGAUACCUAAUCCCCUCCAACAUCACAAGAAAAGGACGAAGUGGCGCACCUGCAUUUUCAAUCCACGGCCGCCCAAAGCAGCUCCAGUUGUUCCGAGCCCCUGGACCAGGUCAGUACUCUCCAGAAGGUUCAGGAAAGAUGACCUACUGCUCAGCUCCAGCUUUUUCUCUGUCUGGAAGAAGAAGAGACGGAGUUACCAACCAAACACCUGGCCCAGCCACCUACACUCUGCCCCCUAUGCUGGGCUCUAAAAGUGCAGUCACACCUUCAGCUCCCACCUACAUACUUUGUGGCCGCAGUAAAACUGGGAGCUUCCAUGAGGAUCUUAAAAAGACUCCGAGCCCAGCUGCCUACAACGUUGUGGACCCAUGUAUUUAUAGACAGAAACCUCCACAGUACACCAUAAAAGGCCGGAAUUUUGUUUCUAGCAAUGCCACAGACAAACCAGGUCCAGGAUCGCACUAUCCUGAGCGGGUUACCUUCACGAGAGCAAAAGCUCCUAGCUUCACUUUUGGAGUUCGUCACUCACAAUACAUCUCACCUCUUAUUGUAAAUAUGAAUGAAUAA
Molecule: messenger RNA, 774 nt
Organism: Nematolebias whitei (Rio pearlfish)
Lineage: Eukaryota; Metazoa; Chordata; Actinopteri; Cyprinodontiformes; Rivulidae
Gene: cimap1b
Product: outer dense fiber of sperm tails 3B
Exons: 6
Coding region: 1-774 (257 amino acids)
Cellular component (GO): cytoskeleton
Source: RefSeq, a predicted model, not a curated record